Messenger RNA from Rubroshorea leprosula, 1827 nucleotides. The record is from the annotation of a GenBank genome assembly. Lineage: Eukaryota; Viridiplantae; Streptophyta; Magnoliopsida; Malvales; Dipterocarpaceae.
AAAACAGAAACCAUUUAUCAUUGGAAACGAAGUCAGGUAAUGAAUUAAUGUAUAAAAUAUUAUAGAAUUAAUGUAUGGAAGCGGAGGCGUGUCAUGCCAAUGCAGAUCGUGUCGAUUACAGCGCCGGUGAUUCCGAAGUUAAAGAAGGUCCUCUUCUUGUUCCUCGCUGCCCGUCGUCGGUUUUAAUGGCAUUGGAUUGGAGUCUUAUCUCUUCAUCAAAACAGCAUUUUUGGCUCCCCGUGAUUUCGUCUCGCCAUUUUCGUAGUCAUGCAAUCUCAUACCUCGUCUCUGAAUCAUCACUGUUACUCUCGUUUGGGGCUCCUUCGAUCUCCGAUAUGGCAGAGCUUCACCGGUUUUGUGUCUUUGUCGCGGCAUUGCUCCGGAGCUUCUUAUUCUUAAAUAGAUCAAGUGAGCGUAAACACAUGUGCUCAUUUCGGUAUGGUGUUAUUCAAGUUAGCGCCAUUGAUGAGGAUUCAUAUGACAUCUCUUCACUAGAUGAUUGGGAUGAUAAUGAGGCUGCUGAAUAUAUGCUUUCAUUAAGUGAUGGUGAAGAUGUAGAUAUUGUAUUUCCGGUGAGUGAUCUUGAUUUGCCCACUUCAAGAGUGUCCAAUGAUGGGGCUCUUACAUUGGCUGCUCACAGGCUUGCAAUGACUGGCAGGGGGCGGAGAAGACAUAGGCAAAUUUAGAUCUACCUUGGGGUGUUACUCAACCUGGGACUUGUCAUCUUCUUGGUGGUUUUUCUUCUAUUUGUAGAUUGUUGGGGGUGGAAAGUUGUCAGACUACCCUUGGCUCCAUUCUACUUGACUCGCCCCUUCCUCUUAUGUGCAUUUCUAGCUUCAUGUGCUCGUUAUGUUCGGGUUCCAAUGCUCAAGAGUCUUAGGUUUCGUCAGAUCAUCAGGAAAGGACCUGCCAGGCACUCCAGGAAGAGAAGAACCCCAACGAUGGGUGGACUGUUUUUCAUUCCUGUUGGUGUCUGUGUUGCGAAAGUCAUAGCUGGUUCUUCUAAUGAAGUUUCUGGUGCAGCAGCAGCAACAUUAGCCUUCGCUGCAAUUGGGCUACUUGACAACAUCUUAAGCCUGAUUAAGAAAGAUAAUGGUGGCUUGUCUCCGUGGCUAAGACUACUUUUGGAGGCGUCUGUUGGAAUCUGGUUUUCAUUUUGGUUGGAUGCAACAAGUUUAUCAUCCCCCUAUGGCAUGAAAAUGUUGGUUCCUCUACCUGAACCACUGGGCCUUGUGUGCUUGGGAAAAUGUUAUCUCUGGUUGACUUCAUUUUGCUUUGUUUCAAUGAGCAAUGGAGUUAACUUGACAGAUGGUCUUGAUGGACUGGCUGGGGGGACUGCUGCUUUAACUUUUGUUGGAAUGUCAAUUGCAGUGCUUGCUAUAUGUCCUGAACUUGCUAUUUUUGGAGCAGCAAUUGCAGGAGCAUGUGUUGGUUUUCUUUUGCACAACCGGUACAAGGCAUCUGUAUUUAUGGGUGAUACUGAGUCAUUGGCCCUUGGCGGAGCUUUGGCUGCAAUGGCUGCUUUUACUGGAAUGUUCCUUCCAUUAUUCAUUUCAUCUGGUAUUUUUGGUGUGGAAUCAUCAUCCGUUAUUUUGCAGGUCCUAUUUCUUGAUAACUACGUUGUAGGUGUUAUUCUUCAAGAUAACCAAAUGCCUGUUGGGUAGCAGACGCCGCUUGUUCAGGAUGGCACCUUUUGAUCAUCAUUUGGAGUUAUGCAAGCUCAAAGAACCAGUACUCGUUGCGGAUGCAUAUCUCAUAUCUUCUGUGUUAGCUUUGUUGGCUGGGUAUGUGGGUCUAACAUCAGUAUAACAAACAAUUUUGUUCCAU